Cottoperca gobio is the source of this 2706-nucleotide messenger RNA. It is a transcript of the gene sp8b, whose product is annotated as sp8 transcription factor b. Bases 306 to 1610 code for a protein of 434 amino acids. NCBI's taxonomy places the organism in Eukaryota, Metazoa, Chordata, Actinopteri, Perciformes, Bovichtidae. The transcript is spliced from 2 exons. Gene Ontology annotation, biological process: regulation of transcription by RNA polymerase II. Gene Ontology annotation, molecular function: DNA-binding transcription factor activity, RNA polymerase II-specific; RNA polymerase II cis-regulatory region sequence-specific DNA binding. The record is from RefSeq and is a predicted model, not a curated record.
AGUCGAAAGGACUUUCUUACUGGUUUAAUUAGUUCUUGUCAUUGUCCGGCGGAGGAGGAUUAAACUUACAGCAGCCGCAAAGUAGCAGCAAAGGCAGUGCGUUGGUUAUAUUUUCAGCAAGCGGUUCGCAUGAGAAAGCCAAGGCUCUGUAGACGGGAUAGAAGUUUUGACCUGGUGCUCAAAAACACGCAUGUUUUCCUUGGUGUCCUGUUUGGCAUGCAUUUGUAAGCGCACGGCGUCUCAUUUCAGUUGUCGUCUUUCUGUUCGUCCAGGAGGAGCCGAGAUUAGGAUCGACUCCUUUAGCCAUGUUAGCUGCCACAUGCAACAAAAUAGGGAGUCCGAACCCUUCACCGUCGACUAUUUCGGAUAAUUCCUCGUCCUUUGGAAAAGGCUUCCACCCGUGGAAAAGAGCUGCUGCGAGCAGCUGCAGCCUCGGAUCCGGCCUGUCCGGCUUCGGGGUGUCCCGCAAUGGAGCCGGCAUCUCGGACUCUUUCUGCACCAACAACUCCAACGGAUCCAGUGCUUUUUCCCUCACGUCUGGUGCCUCACCCGGUUCACACUUUGGAAACGAUUAUUCGGUUUUCCAAGCGUCCGUUUCGGGCAACUCUCAAGAAACCAGCCACCAGCCGGUUUUCAUCUCGAAGGUGCACACCUCAGUGGACAGUUUGCAGGGCAUCUACCCGAGGAUGAGCGUUGCGCAUCCCUACGAGUCCUGGUUCAAAUCGUCUCAUCCCGGUAUCCCCACAGGAGAGGUUGGAACCACCGGAGCCUCUGCGUGGUGGGAUGUGGGAACGGGAUGGAUUGAUGUUCAAAACCCUAAUGGAGCAGCACUACAAACGUCCCUACAUUCCGGUGGACUCCAGACCUCCUUGCACUCUCCUCUGGGCGGAUAUAAUUCUGAUUACUCGAGUUUAAGUCACUCUGCUUUCAGUACAAGUCCCUCUCCACACCUGUUGACAACCGGCCAGCACCUGAUGGACGGUUUCAAGCCGGUGCUAUCCUCUUAUCCGGACACAAGCCCAUCUCCAUUAGCCGGGGCAGGGGGGACUAUGCUCUCCGGGGGUCCACCUGCAUCUUUAGCGGGGUCUCCGAGGUCAUCUGCCCGGCGGUACUCAGGCAGAGCCACCUGCGACUGUCCAAACUGCCAGGAGGCGGAGAGACUGGGACCGGCGGGCGCCAGCCUCCGGAGGAAAGGUCUCCACAGCUGUCACAUCCCCGGCUGUGGGAAGGUUUACGGGAAAACAUCGCACCUAAAGGCGCAUUUGAGGUGGCACACCGGCGAGAGGCCGUUUGUGUGCAACUGGCUCUUUUGCGGGAAGAGGUUCACGCGCUCCGACGAGCUCCAGCGACAUUUACGCACACACACCGGGGAGAAAAGAUUCGCCUGUCCGGUGUGCAACAAGAGAUUUAUGCGUAGCGAUCACCUGAGUAAACAUGUAAAAACUCACAGCGCCGGAGGAUCCGCCGGCUCUGGCUCCGGGGGCAGCGGAGGAAAGAGGGGGAGUGAUACCGACAGCGAGCACAGCGCGCCGGGAAGCCCUCCGUGCCAUUCCCCCGACCUGUUGCACCCACCUGAGUCAACCCAGGGAGUAGGCAUGAACGGCCUCUAAAACUCCCCUCAGUGAAGUCAAAACUGUAAAACAACAAAGUGUUGUGACGGAAUUGUCCGAGAAGACACGGAAGUGGACAUACUUUGGUGUAUGCGAAAUGCUUCAUAAUGAGUGUUGUCAUUUAAUGAGAAAAUAGGCCUAUACGUUUCUUUGACUUUUUCCAAGUGUUUAAGACGACUAAUUACAUAAUUUCAUAGCUGUACCAUCAGAAACUUCUCAUUAACACAUCUACGGUGUGAACGUGUAAUCAAGUUAUUGUGGUUCACACUGGAACAGGGCACAACUCAAACUUUGUUUUUGCAUCCGAACCUGAAUUCUUUGAUGUUUUAUUUCCCAGGAUAGGAUAAGCAACAUAUAUAAACACUGCUGUGAAAAAUGUAGGCCUGCAAAGUAGUGCUACUACUGUCAUACAUAUUGUUCAAAACCAAACUCUGGCACUUUAUUAUCGAGCAGGAGAAAUUGUUCAUUUUUAUCCCUGUGGAUAGACUGCUCGGUAGGAACAAAUACCUGUAGAGUGUGGUACGAUUCGAGAUGGGAUAGUUUCGUUUUAUCUGUCUGAUCCUAUCAAGCGAUAAUGGAGGAGCAGUUAUAGGUUUAUAUCCCAUAUUGCUAUUCAACAGCCUACAGUAUGUGCGUCAAGUCACGUUUGUAAGUAGGCCAGGCGAGGUUACUUACACUUCGCUGCAAAAUGUGUUGUACAUAAUGAGAAAUGUAGGUUAGAAUAAUUACAGCCCAAUGUAAAGGUGAGUAAUGUAUUUGUCCAGGAGACGAUUUUGUAUAGGUAUUUCUAGUUGUAUAUGGACUCUAGUAAAUAUUUGAAAAUAUACGGAAAUGUACUUGGAUUUUUCUUUGACAUGAUAUGAAAUGUACUGUGGGGAGUUAUAUUUAACCUCGAGUUUUCUUGUAUUUAGGGGUCUGUCAUUAGGCGCACUUUGAAUUUAUUUGUAAGGUUUGGAAAUCAUUUACUGUUUACCCACUCAUUUAAUUUAAGUAAGCAUGUUGUAAAGUGAUUUUAAUUUUACAAUGAUAUUUUUUUCCCUCCGAGAAUGGCUUUUUAUGUAAGCCACUCAAUAAAGUCAGUAUGAAUUCAGAAGCA